GGGCAGACCGACACUUGCGACAACUUCCGCUGGGAGCCUGCCGAGGACGCUUAUUUGUACUUGCCGAAUUCCAAGAUCAGCUGUACCAUGAACAACCUCACCAUGGAGGUGCGCGAGCCGAAGAAUGUCCCCGAGCUACGCACCAUGAUGCUCCGCCUCGACUCGCAGAACCCGGCAAAGACGCCACAU
Durusdinium trenchii is the source of this 189-nucleotide messenger RNA. The record is from the annotation of a GenBank genome assembly. NCBI's taxonomy places the organism in Eukaryota, Dinophyceae, Suessiales, Symbiodiniaceae.